This is a messenger RNA of Asparagus officinalis (garden asparagus), 1035 nucleotides long. RefSeq names its product probable trehalose-phosphate phosphatase 6. The record is from RefSeq and is a predicted model, not a curated record. The transcript has 11 exons. The coding region runs from base 12 to 863 and encodes 283 amino acids. NCBI's taxonomy places the organism in Eukaryota, Viridiplantae, Streptophyta, Magnoliopsida, Asparagales, Asparagaceae. Gene Ontology annotation, biological process: trehalose biosynthetic process. Gene Ontology annotation, molecular function: trehalose-phosphatase activity.
AUAGCACAUGGAUGUUGAGGCAUCCGUCUGCUCUUGCCAUGUUCAAUGAGAUCACCAACGCUUCCAAAGGGAAGCAGAUCGUGAUGUUCUUGGAUUACGACGGCACCCUCUCCCCCAUUGUCGACGACCCGGAUUGCGCAUUCAUGUCCGAAUCGAUGAGGGACGCUGUUAAAGGUGUAGCCAAGUAUUUUCCAACCGCCAUCGUCAGCGGUCGAUGCCGAGACAAGGUUUAUGAUUUUGUGAAGUUGGCAGAGCUUUACUAUGCCGGCAGCCACGGCAUGGAUAUCAAGGGUCCUGCUAGAGGUAGAAAGCAUACCAAAACAAAGGCGAAGGCUGUGCUUUUUCAGCCAGCUAGUGAGUUCUUGCCCAUGAUUGAUGAGGUGUACAAGGCUCUAGUGGAGGGAACUAAGGGCACCCCAGGGGCCAAAGUGGAGAACAACAAGUUCUGUGUGUCUGUCCAUUUCAGAUGUGUUGAUGAAAAGAGAUGGAGUGCAUUGGCUGAUCAAGUGAGGUCAGUGCUCAAGGAGUAUCCUAAGUUGAAGCUAACUCAAGGGAGAAAGGUGUUUGAGAUUCGUCCUACUAUUAAGUGGGACAAGGGCAAGGCCUUGGAGUUUUUGUUGGAGUCACUUGGAUUUGCAGAGUGCAACGACGUAUUGCCUGUGUAUAUCGGUGACGACCGUACUGAUGAGGACGCUUUCAAGGUUUUGCGCGAUAGAGGACAAGGCUUCGGCAUCCUUGUUUCCAAAUUUCCCAAGGAGACGAAUGCAUCUUACUCUCUCCAAGAGCCAUCUGAGGUUAUGGACUUUUUACAUCGCUUGGUUGAGUGGAAGAGGCUCUCUGUGAAGCGGUAUCCUAGAGUGUAAAUAUGACACAAGGGUAUCUCAUGACCAACCACCCCCCAUGAAUAAAAGGGGGUGGGGGGGAGUUUGAGUAUGGAACUUAGAAAUAAGUAGUAUAUGUGUAUUCAAUUAGGUAGGAGAAAUCAACAAAAUUAGACCCCCACCUUUGUAUUUUCCCCUAGCGUUUUCUCUUUCG